This is a messenger RNA of Uranotaenia lowii, 783 nucleotides long. RefSeq lists its product as uncharacterized. Bases 1 to 783 code for a protein of 260 amino acids. The record is from RefSeq and is a predicted model, not a curated record. The transcript has a single exon. Lineage: Eukaryota; Metazoa; Arthropoda; Insecta; Diptera; Culicidae.
AUGAUGAAAGAGCUGAUUGACGGAACAAAAGUUCAAGUAAUUCCUCACCCCGUCCACAAUGUUUGUCGCUGCGUCAUAAGCUGUAAGGAAGCUAUUGAACUAAAAGACGACGAAUUGGAAUCAGAACUGCGAGGGCAAGGAGUGUUGAAAGUGCGUCGAAUUACGCGCAUGGAAAACAGUAAAAGAGUGAAUACCCCAACUGUUGUGUUGACUAUCUCAGGAACAGUAAUUCCUAGAGAAGUUCGGGUAGGGAUCAUAAACUGCAGAACUCGUAUGUUCUAUCCAUCCCCGUUAGUUUGUUACCGCUGUUGUUCCUACGGACACACCAAGGACAAAUGCAAUAAUGAACCAGCAUGUCGUAACUGCUCUAAAACUCACGAGCAUGAGGAGGAAGAGCAGUGUAAAGAGGAUCCUUUUUGUAAAAACUGUUCAGGAAAUCAUUCACCAACCUCACGCAAAUGCCCUUUGUUUCAGAAGGAAGAAGAAAUCAUUAAGAUUAAAGUGGAUAGUGGAAUAACAUUUGGAGAGGCCAGAAAAGAGUACGCAAAAAAACACGCGGAAAAUUCGUAUGCCAAUGUGUGUGGAGCACAGCAGCGUCUUGAUCAAUUUCGCAAAGAUCAGGAAAAAGACGUCCAGAUUGCUAAGCUACAGGAAGAAAAUAAAAUUCUUAAAGCAAAACUCCCACAAACUGUCGAAACGGAAGAAAUUGAAAAAUUGAAGCAAGAAAUCUACAACUUGCGAAAAAUCGCCAAGGAUUUUUACCUUUUAAAAGAAAAACUAUAA